AGCUUGAUGCCCCCACCAACCUGAGAUUUCUCAACACCACGGAGCACUCAGUGUUGGUGUUGUGGACGCGGCCCCGUGCUGUGAUCACAGGAUACCGGCUGACUGCAGGUCCCACAAGAGGAGGUCAACCAAGGACCUACAAUGUGGGACCUUCUGCCACCAAGUACCUUCUCAGAAACUUGCAGCCUGGCACUGAGUACACUGUGUACCUUGUGGCAGUUAAAGAUGACUUGCAAAGUGCCAGAGAGACUGGAGUCUUCACAACUUAUCAGCCUGUUGGCUCUGUUCCUCCUUUUAACACAGAAGUGACUGAGACUUCUAUUGUCAUCACCUGGACACCUGCCCCAAGGAUUGGUUUCAAGCUGGGUGUGCGCCCAAGCCAAGGUGGAGAGGCUCCCCGGGAGGUCAUCUCUGAUUCUGGCAGCAUCGUCAUCUCUGGCCUGACCCCUGGAGUGGAGUACACCUACAGCCUCACAGUCCUGAUGGAUGGCCAGGAGAGGGAGACGCCCAUCAUCAGAAGAGUGACUACACCCUUGUCUCCACCAACCAACCUGCGCCUGGAGCCCAAUCCUGAUACUGGGGUCCUGGUAGUCUCUUGGGAUAGAAGCACCACGCCAGGUAUCAGUGGGUACCGAGUGACCACUGCUCCUACCAAUGGGCAGCAGGGCUCUACUUUGGAGGAAGUUGUAGGUGCAGAUCAGACCACCUGCACCUUUGAAAACCUAAACCCUGGUGUGGAGUAUAAUGUCAGCGUUUACUCAGUCAAGGAUGACCAGGAGAGCAUCCCCAUCUCUGAAACCAUCACACAAGAGGUGCCCCAGCUCACUGACCUAAGCUUUGUUGACAUAACUGACUCAAGCAUCGGCCUGAGGUGGACCCCGUUAAAUGCCUCCACUAUUAUUGGCUACCGCAUCACAGUAGUUGCGGCAGGAGAAAGUGUCCCUAUUUUUGAAGAUUUUGUGGACUCCUCAGUAGGAUACUACACAGUCACAGGCUUGGAGCCGGGCAUUGAUUACGACAUCAGUGUAAUCACGCUCAUUAAUGGUGGAGAGAGCGCCCCUACCACUCUGACACAGCAAACGGCUGUGCCACCUCCCACUGACCUCCGCUUCACUAACGUGGGGCCUGACACUAUGAGAGUGACUUGGACUGCACCAACUUCCAUCGUGCUGAGCAGUUUCCUCGUGCGCUACUCGCCCGUGAAGAAGGAGGAGGAUGUUGCAGAGCUGACGAUUUCACCCUCAGACAACAUGGUGGUCUUAACAAAUCUGCUUCCUGGUACUGAAUAUCUGGUGAGAGUUUACAGUGUUUCUGAGCAACAUGAGAGCGCACCUUUGUCUGGAAUCCAGAAAACAGGUCUUGAUUCUCCCACCGGCCUUGACUUCUCGGAUAUAACUGCAAACUCUUUCACCGUCCACUGGAUGGCUCCUCGUGCCACCAUUACGGGCUACAAAAUCCGGCAUCACCCAGAGAAUGGUGCUGGCAGGCCCAAGGAGGACCGCGUGCCCCCCUCCCGCAACUCCAUCACCCUCACCAACCUGCUUCCAGGGACCGAGUACGUGGUCAGCGUCAUCGCCGUCAAUGGCAGGGAGGAGAGCAUGCCCUUGUUUGGACAACAGACAACGGUUUCUGACGUUCCAAGGGACUUGGAAGUCACCCCCACCAGCCCAACCAGCCUUGUGAUUUCCUGGGAUGCUCCUGCAGUGACAGUCAGAUACUACCGGAUCACUUACGGUGAAACAGGUGGAAGCAGCCCUGUGCAGGAGUUUACAGUGCCUGGCACCAUGUCUACUGCUACCAUCACUGGCCUCAAACCUGGUGUAGACUACACCAUCACUUUGAAUACUGUAACUGGCCGUGGAGACAGCCCUGCCAGUAGCAAGCCAGUCACCGUCACCUACAAAACAGAAAUAGACACACCAUCCCAGAUGCAAGUUACAGAUGUCCAGGACAACAGUAUCAGCAUCAGAUGGCUCCCUUCAACAUCCCCAGUCACAGGCUAUCGAGUGACAGCUGUCCCCAAGAAAGGACAUGGGCCCACAAAGACUAAAAACGUCCCUGCAGAUCAAACGCAAGUCACUAUUGAAGGUCUGCAGCCCACAGUUGAGUACAUGGUCAGUGUCUACGCUCAGAAUCAGAACGGCGAGAGCCUGCCCCUGGUUGAGACAGCCGUCACCAACAUUGACCGCCCUAAAGGACUAACAUUCACUGAGGUGGAUGUUGAUUCCAUCAAAAUUGCUUGGGAAAGCCCUCAGGGGCAAGUAACCAGGUACAGGGUGACCUAUUCGAGCCCUGAGGAUGGAAUCCAUGAGCUAUUGCCGGCCCCAGGUGGUGAAGAAGACACUGCUGAGCUGCAUGGCCUCAGGCCAGGUUCUGAGUACACUAUCAAUAUCGUUGCCAUAUACGAUGACAUGGAGAGCCUGCCCCUCACUGGGACCCAGUCCACAGCAAUUCCACCUCCUACAAACCUGAAGUUUAUUCAGGUAACUCCCACCAGUCUUACUGUCAACUGGAAUGCACCAAACGUUCGCCUCACUGGCUACAGAGUCAGAGUGAACCCCAAAGAAAAGACUGGUCCUAUGAAAGAAAUCAACCUUUCUCCGGACAGUACGUCUGCUGUCGUGUCUGGAUUAAUGGUAGCAACCAAGUAUGAAGUGAGUGUCUAUGCCCUGAAGGACUCUCUGACCAGCCGACCAGCCCAGGGCGUGGUCACUACUCUUGAAAAUGUUAGCCCCCCUCGCAGGGCCCGUGUAACAGAUGCCACCGAGACAACCAUCACCAUUUCCUGGAGAACCAAGACUGAGACCAUCACUGGUUUCCAAGUUGAUGCUGUCCCAGCAAGUGGCCAGAACCCCAUUCAAAGGACCAUCAGCCCUGAUGUUAGGAGUUACACUAUCACUGGCUUGCAACCCGGCACCGACUACAAGAUCUACCUGUACACGCUGAAUGAGAACGCGCGCAGUUCCCCGGUAGUGAUCGAUGCCUCCACUGCCAUCGAUGCUCCUUCUAACCUGCGCUUCCUUACAACCACAAGCAACUCCCUCCUGGCUACCUGGCAGCCUCCACGAGCCAAGAUCACAGGCUACAUCAUCAGAUACGAGAAACCUGGCUCGCCAGUCAAGGAGGUUCUGCCUCGCCCUCGGCCUGGCACCACCGAGGCUACUAUUACUGGUUUGGAACCUGGAACUGAAUACAUCAUCUAUGUCAUUGCUGUGAAGAACAAUCAGAAGAGUGAACCGCUAGUUGGCAGGAAAAGGACAGAUGAGCUUCCCACGUUGAUUACCAGACCGCACCUCAACCAACCCGACAUUCUCGACGUGCCUUCCAUUGACGUGGGGACCCCUUACCUCACCAACAAUAGGUAUGACAAUGGGAACGGUAUCCAACUUCCAGGCACCUCUGGGCACCCGCAGACAAUAGGACACCAGGGUCAACAAGUCGUCCUGGAGGAGCACGGCUACAGGCGGCCUGUACCCACUACAGCAACUCCCCUCAGGCCGGGGUCCAGGCGCCAACCGCCGAACGUGGACGAAGCGAUUGAAAUCCCUGGGUACCAAGUGCCCAUCAUCGUGGAACCUUCCUACCCGCACUCCCACGUGCCCAGGCGCAACGACACCAUGGGUCAAGAGGCUCUUUCUCAGACUACCAUCUCUUGGAGGCCGUUGCUAGAGAGCUCUGAAUACAUCAUCUCAUGCCAGCCAGUCAGCCAGGAUGAAGAUACUCUGCAGUUCAGGGUUCCUGGCACUUCAUCCAGUGCUACACUCACUGGUCUUACAAGAGGAGCCACCUACAACAUUAUAGUGGAAGCCCUGAAAGAUCACCGGAGACAAAAGGUGCUGGAGGAGGUGGUCACAGUUGGCAAUACUAUCUCUGAAGGACUAAACCAGCCAGCUGACGACACCUGCUUUGAUACCUACACCGGCUCCUCCUAUUCCAUCGGCGAGGAAUGGGAGCGCUUGUCUGAAACCGGCUUCAAGCUCUGGUGCCAGUGCCUGGGCUUCGGCAGCGGCCACUUCAGAUGCGACUCCUCCAAGUGGUGCCAUGAUAAUGGUGUAAACUACAAGAUUGGGGAGAAGUGGGACCGGCAAGGGGAGAAUGGCCAGAUGAUGAGCUGCACCUGCCUUGGCAAUGGAAAGGGAGAAUUCAAGUGCGAACCUCAUGAGACCACGUGCUACGAUGAUGGGAAGAUGUACCAAGUGGGAGAGCAGUGGCAGAAGGAGUACUUUGGGGCCAUCUGCUCCUGCACUUGUUAUGGAGGACAGCAGGGCUGGCGCUGUGACAACUGCCGC
Messenger RNA from Merops nubicus (carmine bee-eater), 4289 nucleotides. Its product is annotated as fibronectin. Lineage: Eukaryota; Metazoa; Chordata; Aves; Coraciiformes; Meropidae. The record is from RefSeq and is a predicted model, not a curated record. The transcript has 26 exons. The annotation marks the transcript as partial. Gene Ontology annotation, cellular component: extracellular region. Gene Ontology annotation, molecular function: protein binding.